ACUUUCAGAUGUGUCCGUUUAUUUACCUUUUGGGUUCUUUAAUUUAAAGUUUAAUAAAUGACUCAUUUAAAUUGAGAUUCCAAAGAUGUCAACGAUGGAAUCUGAGGCUUCUAAAACCGCAAAAACAGUUCAGGCCUCCGUCCAGGCUCUAACCGAGUCGCUGAGUAAAAACGAAACUAUUAAUAAAAGUGAGAAUUUGAUUGUGGUACUUGAUAUAGGCACGGCUUUUACCAAAUUUGGUUUUGAAAGUGAAUUCUCGCCCAGAUACAUCAUCAGGUCCGAAGUUCUAUGCAAAAAAACCAACACCGUUAGAAAACUAUGCGAUUACCAGUCUCCCGAGGACCUUUACGAUUUCAUGGUCAAUUUCAUCCAUAUGAUUUAUUUCAAAUAUGCCUUGAUCAGCCCCAAAGGCCGACGGAUUAUCGUUGUGGAAUCCUUACUCUGCCCCACAUUGUUCAGGGAAACUUUAGCCAAGGUGCUAUUUUUACAAUAUGAAGUAUCCCAGAUCCUGGUACUUCCGUCACAUUUAGUAUCCUUAGCCAGUUUGGCAGUGGAUACGGCUUUAGUCGUAGAUAUUGGCUAUAAAGAGGCUGUAGUGAUCCCAGUUUGUUUCGGAUUGCCUAUGGUGCAUGCCUGGCAAGCCCUACCGCUAGGAGGAGAGGCUGUACAUAAGAAUAUUAGGGCUCUUCUAAGUAGUGCCAACGCAGGUGUGCAAAACCUUCCAGAAAGGAUUAUCGAGGACAUAAAGGUCAGAUGCUGUUUUGUAACCAAAAAGUCGAGGGGGGAGCAGCUUUUAUUAGGAAAAUCCGAACUGGUGCCUCCACCUGAUGUUAAAUAUCCUUACGCCGGAUCGGAUAUAUUAACGGUUACUGGGAAGUUACGGGAGAAGGCCUUUGAGAUUUUAUAUGAGGAGGAUAACGACCACCUAUGCCUAUCAACAAUGAUACUAGACGCCUUAUUAAAAGUCGAUAGAGAGUUAAGGCAAACUCUAGCGGAAAAUUUAUUGUUAAUCGGUGGGACUGCCAUGACUUUGGGUUUUAAAGCCAGAUUAAAAGAGGAGCUAUUAAAACAGCUAGAAAACGACAGAUAUAAAACCUUGAAACAUAUCAAGGAGUUCAAGUUCUUUUCUUCACCGUGCAAGGAAAACUAUACUGCCUGGCUUGGAGGUUCAAUUUAUGGCGCAACCGAAUUACUGGGAAUGAAAGUGGUCACAAAAGAGUUUUACCUUAGGGAGCAACAUUUGCCCGAUUGGGUGAACUUGAGGGAUAUUGGCCCCAUGGGAUCUCUGGAAAAUAGCAGUGGUACCAGGGUGCCAUAGAUUUAAUGCACUUUUUGUACUAAAAGGAAUUAUUUAUUUAAUAUUAAGGAAACUAAUAAAAUUAACAUUGCUUUUUCAAA
Anthonomus grandis grandis is the source of this 1398-nucleotide messenger RNA. It is a transcript of the gene Arp10, whose product is annotated as actin-related protein 10. NCBI's taxonomy places the organism in Eukaryota, Metazoa, Arthropoda, Insecta, Coleoptera, Curculionidae. The transcript is spliced from 7 exons. Bases 86 to 1318 code for a protein of 410 amino acids. The record is from RefSeq and is a predicted model, not a curated record. Gene Ontology annotation, biological process: retrograde axonal transport of mitochondrion.